CAUCAACAUGGCGACGUGCAGGAAGAUGGGGCGAAGCAGGAGAAACAUUUACGCUCUUUCUGUGGUUCUUUUUCUCCAGGUUCUGGUCAGCGGCUGCCUGUCAGCUCCGGUAAUCAACACUGUAGGAGUGACUCAAGGGGUAAAUGUGACUGCAGGUCUUACUCUAACCACUUUGGAUGAAGUUAAGACGAAGCCUUCGACACCUGACCAGGCUCCAGCAACUUCACCAGAAUCUAAGAUAUCUACAGCACCCUCCGGCAAUGACUCCACAACUGCACCAGUAAAGACUCCUGAAGACAACCGCACAGCAGCUGCUGAACCAGAAAUACCAAAAGAUACUAAGGAUAAAUAUCCAGUGACCAUCAUUGGAAGCUCUGAUAAUAUCACACAGGCGCAAUCUGACAGCAAAGGGGCCCCAGAAACAGUAGAACCCAAGUCAGACAGUGUCGAGGCAACAGAUGGACCUGUUACCACUGAAAACAUGCCUUCCUCAACUCCAGAAGCUCCCACCACCUUAUUCAAAACCCCCGAACCAGCCAAACCUGUAACAGAAGAGCCAGAAACCCUUGACUCUGACUCCAAACCCUCCGAUGCCCAGAACCCGUCCGCAGUGCAGGACACUGACCCAGACCUGCUCCGGACCAGUGACAAAGGACCAGCGUCUCACAUUGAGCCGAAUGAAUAUAACCCAGCUGAAGAGGAAGGAGAUGACGAUGACACCUACGGGGAGGACGAGGACGAAUACGAGCAUGAGUUUGUGCGCAACAAUGACAACAAAGACCAAACUGAGAUCAGGCAGACGCCGCAGCAACCAUCCGGCAUGGAUGUGAUCCACAUUAAGGGAGCCGACAGCUACACCACCGAGGACGAAGACUCCCACUUCUUCUUUCAUCUGGUCAUCCUGGCUUUCCUGGUGGCCAUCGUCUACAUCACCUAUCACAACAAGAGGAAGAUCUUCCUCCUGGCUCAGAGCCGACGCUGGAAGGACGGCCUGUGCUCUCGCAACACCGUGGAGUAUCAUCGCCUGGACCAGAACGUCAACGAGGCCAUGCCGUCCCUCAAGAUGACCCGAGAUUACAUUUUCUGAUCCGCGUAUCAGAAGAACAAUAUAUCCAGACACGGACUGACUCAGCCGGCCUUCCUGACUGGCCGGUAGCAUUGUCGAGAUGCCGUGCUUUGUCGUGGAGCUUGAUUGGCGCUUUCUCUUGCUUUUACAGGCCAAUUGGAGAGCAGGGGGUGUUCUGUGGUCUGUGGGAUAGAAUCAUGUUUGUUCAGAAACUCUUUGUUUCUGCAUAGAGAGGUUUUUUUUUUUUAAAUCAGUUAUUCCUAUUUGUUAUAUCAUUUUAAAUAUAUUUGUCAUAUUUUUUUCUAAAUUAAUAACUUCUUGGGACAAUAUUUUGGUUUAUUAGAGGUGGGUUUUUUUUGGUGAGUAUUUCAGCCUUAUAGUCCCUCUACGCCUGCUUUUUGUUUUCCUUCUUGCAUACUGUCUUAAUAUGUUCAAUACUCACUGUAGGAUUUGGAAUAAUUACAUGUAAAUGUAACUUUUAAGUUUAUAAUAUAAAGCUUAAUUAUAUCAGUUUAUUGUUUACCCCAAGAUUAAUUGUAACAUUUGUCUCUCAGCAUUAGCCAAGUUACGAAUCGUCACACAAAGCAUUUGCUUCUCAAAGCAUUUGUGGUAAAUGUGAAAGUAUGCAAACAAAGCAGCAGUCUAGGAGAAGCUGAUUCAUAUAAACGUAUAUAUUUAUAUAUGCAGUCAUUCCAAUAACUGUUUACCCCUCAUGUUGAAAUGGUCUCUGUUGAUCAUAGAUGUACUGUAAGUAAAUUACUGUACACCAUCAGUAAUGAAACGUUGGGAAUUUUGAUCUAAAUACAUAAAGUCAAUAAAUUCCUUAGUGUUUCAUAUCAAAUGAAUCAGAGUAGUUUUGAUUUUUUUUUUCAUCUAACAGAGGAAAGAAUCACAUUUUCACUGGAAACUGAAAAUGUAGUCCGAAUUAUUUUUUAACAAAUCAUUAUCACCUAUCAUUUCUGCUCCCUUUGCAGAAAUGCUUAAUAGCCUUUUUAAUUUAGUUUUUUUAUAUUAUUUGAGGGGAUGUAAAAAUCCUUAUUAAAUGUUGAGAAAGUAAGCAUUAAGUCAAAGGAGGGUGAAUACUCUUCAGAAGAGGGGUUCGUUCAUGUGCUUAAGCCAUUAAAAUGAAGACUCGUGCUGUAUAUUGUUCAGGUUAGAGUUAGAAUGUACUAAUAUAAUGUAAUGGAGAAGCUUUUAUUGCCAGACUUUUUCCUUGUUCAUCACUUUAUAUUUAACUUGUCUAAUACGAUACCUUGUCUACUUCUUUCUACUGCCCAGAUUUUGCUAUGCAGAAAUCCUGGGGCUGGCCCUCUUUGUUUUAUGACUUCGGUGAAGUCUCUAUCAAUCACUUUAUGAUCUCUAUUGUGGCAAAAUGUAACGGCUGUGUUCCCUCCUGCUCACUAAAACUUUAAAACUUUAUUUUUUCAGUUUCUCCUUGUCAGACACUUGGUGAAGUCUUCAUCAGAAAUUUUGCACGCUCAUUGUGGCCUGAUGUUCUCACGACUACUGAUGGAAAAAAAACAAA
Molecule: messenger RNA, 2591 nt
Organism: Scomber scombrus (Atlantic mackerel)
Lineage: Eukaryota; Metazoa; Chordata; Actinopteri; Scombriformes; Scombridae
Gene: c14h5orf15
Product: chromosome 14 C5orf15 homolog
Exons: 3
Coding region: 8-1087 (359 amino acids)
Source: RefSeq, a predicted model, not a curated record